AGUAGUUCCCCAUUCCAUUUUCUUUUACUGAGUGACAGGAGAAUAAUUCUGGGAGUGAAGCGCCCAGGUAACCAGACCAUGGCGGCCACUGGAAGGAAGGAUGUUGAACCAAUAUAUCCAGGAAUUAGAGCAGGACCCUUUUGAUGGAGAAGAGUUUGUGGAGCGGCUGGCAUGGCGGGUCAACGCCAGCAUGUCGGCGCCGGGCUCGUCAGACUCUGUCUUCGAUCCAGACCUGCUGCACGAGGCCUUCACACAGGCCAUCAAAGAUCUGCAGAUCCUGGAUGACAGGACAGCUAAGAAAUGUGAGCGCAUGGAGGUAGCAGUGAGGGAGGAGGAGGUGCGCUACUGGCACAACAUUGCCCAGCUACUGGAACACAAUAAGGAAGCCUUCCAGAGUUUCCAGGACCUAGACAGCCACAUCAACAGUGUGGCCACUAAGGUGGUGCACCUCGGGGACCAGCUGGAAAGCGUCAACACCCCUCGGUCUCGGGCGGUGGAGGCCCAGCGCCUCAUGGACCACUUCAGGGCGUUCCUCCUUUCAGGCCCAUUGGUGUCUGAGGUCUUCACUGACAAGUCCAAGAUUUAUGAAGCAGCAGAUGUGAUCCAAAAGCUUCACCUUAUUGCUCAGGAGCUUCCCUCGGGCAAAUUUGAGACUGCCAAGAAAAAGAUAGCAGAGAAGUAUGAUGAAAUAGAGUGUUCCCUCAUUAUGGAGUUUGUAAAGGCACACCGGGCAGGAGAUAAGGACCGCAUGAAGGAGAUUGCCUCCACACUGUCCCACUUCAAGGGCUACUCACAGUGCAUUGAUGCAUUCAUUGAGGAGGCACAGCAUGGGUCACUGCGGUCACAGGAUAUGUACCAUGAGGUGGUGCCCCUGUGCCGGAGGUCAGAGGUGCUCAUCAAGGAGGUGUUCACUAAUCCAGACCAGGUGAUGGGCAAGUUUGUGCUGAAUAUCUUCCAAGGACAGCUUCAGGAAUACAUACAGAUGAAAUUAGAAAAUAAGACUCAGCUUGAGCUGUACCUGAAGAACCUACAUGAGUUGUACUGCCAGACUGUCAAGCUGUGCACAGACCUCCAGACCUUCAACCUGGGCAAUGACUCCCAGUUUCUCUCCAAGCUCACCAAGUCAAUAUUCCAGCGACACCUAAACUCUUACAUCAGCAUAGAAACCAGAUUCCUGAAAGAAAAGUUUGGCUUGAUUCUGAGUCGCUAUUAUGAAAACAAAGGUCAUCAGAAGAAGAACAUACAGUCUGGUGUCGGCAGCAUCAAUGACAUCCGACGCAACAUCCAGGAUGUGAUUGGCACCAAGGCAAACAUCAACAUUGGACCGGCAGUGGAAAACUACGGUGGGGAGACCUUUCUGUCUGAGGAGGUGGCAAUCUCCCUCUUGCAGGAGACUAAGCAGGCCUUCAAGAGGUGCCAGAUGCUCUCCUCUCAGUCUGAUGUUCACAAUAAUGCUGUCCAGAUAUUUGAUCUCCUAGCAAAGGCUCUUUUGAAUGAGCAUGUUGAUUAUGCCAUUGAGCUGGGGCUGCAGGUCAUUCCCGGUGGUGAGGUGCGCACUCCUCCAGAGGUGAGCUUCUUUGAGGUGGUGCACCAGAGCAGCUCCAUGAUGAAUCUCCUGGACAAGCUGUUUAGCGACACCCUUGUGCCGCUGGUGAUUUCCACUCCCAAACAUGGGGACUGUCUGCAGAAAAAGAAGCAGCUGGGCAGCACACUGGAGCAGAAGCUGGACCUUGGCCUGGACCGCACCUUGUCAGCAAUAGUGAGCUAUGUGAGGCACGUCCUCACUGUGGAGCAGAAAAGGACAGACUUUAAGCCAGAAGAUGAUGACAUGCUGAUCACCAAUGUUACUGUGGCUUGCCAGCGUGUGGUACGCUACAUCAACCUGGUGGUGGAGCGUAUCCGAGACUCCCUGGAUGGCCACAACCUGGAGAGUGUGCUGCUGGAGCUGGGCCUCAGGUUCCAUCGCACCAUCUUUGACCACCUCAUGAAGUUUGAAUACAGUGCCACAGGAGCAAUGGCUGUGAUCUGUGAUGUAAAUGAGUACAGGAAGUGUGUGGCAAACUUCAAGAUACCUCAGGUCAACUCCCUGUUUGAUACACUCCACACGCUGUGCAAGCUGCUGCAGGUGACCUCAAAGAAUCUGAAGAUGGUUUGCUCUGGAGAUCAGUUGAGUGGCUUGGACCGGAACAUUCUGACGAACUUCAUUCAGCUUCGUGCCGAUUACAAGACUGCCAAACUUGGAAACCAACUGAAAUGAGAUAAUUAGUGGGCGAGACUUAACGAUGAAAUAUAUUUAUUAUAUUUUAUUUAUUUAAGUGGCAGAAUUUUGCAUUUACACAAUACACGAAUUUUGCAAAUUUCUCUCAAGUUUUCUUGAAACCCUGUGAGUAUAUUCAAUUCAACAACCAAGAUAUAUGGACAUUACAGUACCUUACAGAUGCACACUGGGGUCCCCUCAUGUUUUUAUGAACCCUGCACCACAGUAGGGUGUACUGGACUGCAAAAUGUGCCUCAAUCUUUGUGUAUGGAUGGAUGGGAAUGGCCUGCAAAUAGAAGUUUUACUGUUAGUCAAAGUGCCUGUGUAGGCCAGCAAAGGUUAUCAAUGUGUAACAUGAAUGGUCAAGAUCCUGUACAUGCCACCAUAGAGAACCAACUCGGUAUCAAAUCUCAGUUGAGCAACUGACUGGAGAUGCUUUGAUACCAACCUAGACAAUCUCACUAUUUAUCUCUCUUCCCAUGACACCUUGUUCAAACUUUAUUGUCAAUGCUUCUUACCUCAACACAUGACAUUCUUUCUAGUAUAAUGCUCCUUAUAUGCAAAACUAAUAAUAACUUGUUACUUAAAAGCCUGAAACAAAAGUUUUGAAAGUUAAGGUUAAUCUACAUCUUAUUGCUGAUUCACUAAACUCACUCUGUAUGAAUGUGAGUGAUCUGGCAUCAUGCAUGAAGUAUAUUCUAGGAUGCUCUACAAACACACUCACUGUUGCAAUUUCUUAUGAGUGCAAAUAAUAUUGCUGCAGCAUUGAUAAGAAGUAGUGAUGCCUUCAAUUAGUCAUUAUAAAUGGUGCUCAUGUUUACCUGGAUCAGUAUAACAAUUUUACUGGUAGUGAGUAUUGAAAAGUUUGGUGCAUUGCUGACAAACUCAUUAUCUUUUAAAAGGUUCAUGCUUCAGAAGUGAGCAGUGAAAACAUCAGGAAAUAAAUGUCACAAAUUUGAAUAAUAAAAAUGCAUUUAGGUAUAUCAUAAUUAUUCCAAUCUGAUGAAAUCCAAAAAUGCUAUAUAAUGAGAAGUUCUAACAUUCACACAGAUGUUGAAACCUUUCUUUACUCAACUGUGAUGUGUAUAGCUAUAUUUUCAGUCAAUAUAAGUUGAUACAGUG
This is a messenger RNA of Portunus trituberculatus (swimming crab), 3379 nucleotides long. It is a transcript of the gene Sec10, whose product is annotated as exocyst complex component 5-like. The record is from RefSeq and is a predicted model, not a curated record. Gene Ontology annotation, cellular component: exocyst; cytoplasm. Gene Ontology annotation, biological process: exocytosis; Golgi to plasma membrane transport. The coding region runs from base 101 to 2257 and encodes 718 amino acids. Lineage: Eukaryota; Metazoa; Arthropoda; Malacostraca; Decapoda; Portunidae. The transcript is spliced from 16 exons.